Messenger RNA from Brachypodium distachyon (stiff brome), 1691 nucleotides. Its product is annotated as UDP-glucuronic acid decarboxylase 4. Gene Ontology annotation, cellular component: cytoplasm. Bases 99 to 1445 code for a protein of 448 amino acids. Lineage: Eukaryota; Viridiplantae; Streptophyta; Magnoliopsida; Poales; Poaceae. The record is from RefSeq and is a predicted model, not a curated record. The transcript has 5 exons. Gene Ontology annotation, molecular function: NAD+ binding; UDP-glucuronate decarboxylase activity. Gene Ontology annotation, biological process: D-xylose metabolic process.
CAACCUCUUCUUCUUCUUCUUCUUCCUCCUCCUCAAAUACCCAUUCGUGCCACAGCCACUCCUGCUUCGUCUUCUCCCCUUGAUCCCAAUCCCAAUCCAUGGCGUCCUCCGAGCUCACCUACCGCGGCCAGCAGCACGACGCCCAGCAGCCAGCACCCCUUGACGACAACAACAACAACAAGCCACGGAAGCCGACGAUGCCGAUGCCGGCCCUGCGGUACGUGCUGGGCGAGCAGCGCCUUGCCUUCGCCAUGGCCGGCAUGGCCCUCGCCACCCUCUUCUUCCUCCUCCUCUCCCCUUCCUCCACCCCCCACUCCUCCACCACGGCCGCCGUCUCAAACGUGGCCCACCUGGCAGCGGUGGGCCUCGCCUCCCACCACUCCCUCUCCGGCGCCACCACCACGCGCAUGCCGAUGCCGACAUCGGCAUGGCCACGGCUCCCAGGGCGCGUCCCGCUGGCCCUGAAGCGCAAAGGCCUGCGCGUCCUCGUCACGGGCGGCGCCGGCUUCGUGGGCAGCCACCUGGUGGACCGCCUGCUGUCCCGGCCGGAAGUCACCAGCGUCAUCGUGGUGGACAACUUCUUCACGGGGCAGAAGUCCAACGUGGCGCACCACGUGGCCUCCGGCGACCCGAGGUUCGAGCUGAUCAGGCACGACGUGGUGGAGCCGAUCCUGCUGGAGGUGGACCAGAUCUACCACCUGGCGUGCCCGGCGUCCCCCGUGCACUACAAGUUUAACCCCGUGAAAACCAUCAAGACCAACGUCGUCGGGACGCUCAAUAUGUUGGGGCUGGCGAAACGGGUUGGGGCGAGGUUCUUGUUGACGAGUACCAGUGAGGUUUAUGGGGAUCCUUUGCAGCAUCCUCAGGUUGAGACUUACUGGGGCAACGUCAAUCCCAUCGGUGUGAGGAGUUGCUACGACGAGGGGAAGCGGACGGCGGAGACGCUGACCAUGGACUACCACCGCGGCGCCAACCUCGAGGUGAGGAUUGCCCGGAUCUUCAACACCUACGGGCCACGCAUGUGCAUCGACGAUGGCCGGGUCGUCAGCAACUUCGUCGCUCAGGCGCUGAGAAAGGAACCACUGACGGUGUACGGGGACGGCAAGCAGACCAGGAGCUUCCAGUACGUCUCCGACCUGGUGGAGGGUCUGAUAAAGCUGAUGGAAGGGGAGCACGUGGGCCCGUUCAACCUGGGGAACCCGGGGGAGUUCACGAUGCUGGAGCUGGCCAAGGUGGUGCAGGACGUCAUCGACCCAAACGCCCGGAUCGAGUUCCGGCCCAACACCGCCGACGACCCGCACAAGCGCAAGCCCGACAUCACGCGGGCCAAGGACCUCCUGGGCUGGGAGCCCAAGGUGCCCCUCGCCAAGGGCCUCCCGCUCAUGGUCAACGACUUCCGCUCCCGCAUCUUCGGCGACCAGAUCAAGCCUGACGCCGCCAAUUAAAUUAACUGGUCGGAACUACUAAGCUGCUGAGAAUCUCCGUUAGUCGUUAAUUCCUGUACUUAGAGCGAUGAUGAAACAGACAGUGCUUGUUUUGCUUGCUCGGUGGUUGGAGUUGGUUGGUUGAGUCGUGACUCGUGAGGAAGGAAGGGAUAGGUGGAUGAGAUAUACAUACACAAGCUCAGUUGUACUAGUUGUACUAAUGAAAGUUGUUGUUUAGCUCGAUCGGGCUUAAUUUUCCGAGUCCUA